AUGUACUCUAUUAAUGAUGAUCAAACUUUAUCAUAUUCAUCUGAUAUUGAUAUUUGUAAUAAUACAAGUUCUUAUUGUUCACCAGAAAAACGUCCGAUAACAAGUACACCACAUCCAACAAAUAAACCACGUGUGAAUUUUCAUUCUAUUGAAUCAUUAGCUAUCUCUUCUUUUACUCCUAUUUCAUCCCCUUGUCAAAAACAUGAUGAUACUGGUUACAAUUCUUCUAUUUCAAUUAGUCAUCUAACAAAAACUAGUGAACGAAAGUCUCGAAGAAAAUUAUCUGAUUGGCAAAGUUGGUAUUUAUGUCAAAUAUAUGCUCAAAAUCGAUAUCCAUCACCUAGUGAACAAGAACAAAUAGCAUCUCAACUUGCUUUACCAACAUCAUCAAUUCGUAUUUGGUUUCAAAAUCAUCGAGCACGAUAUGGAAAAAAAUGA
Messenger RNA from Adineta steineri, 438 nucleotides. NCBI's taxonomy places the organism in Eukaryota, Metazoa, Rotifera, Eurotatoria, Adinetida, Adinetidae. The record is from the annotation of a GenBank genome assembly.